Molecule: messenger RNA, 3074 nt
Organism: Sycon ciliatum
Lineage: Eukaryota; Metazoa; Porifera; Calcarea; Leucosolenida; Sycettidae
Exons: 7
Coding region: 233-2206 (657 amino acids)
Biological process (GO): response to oxidative stress
Molecular function (GO): oxidoreductase activity, acting on single donors with incorporation of molecular oxygen, incorporation of two atoms of oxygen; peroxidase activity; heme binding
Source: RefSeq, a predicted model, not a curated record
AGCGAAUGCGUGUGGUGCGCCGGUUCGGUGUGUAGACUUUACCUCAGCACGCCGUACCACGAGGGCGUGUACUUGUUUGCUGCGGCGGCUCCGCGAUCCGCGAAGGGCCCAGAGAAAAGCCAGCACCCCACUGGUCCCUAGUGGUUGUGUUCAUCAGAAUUAGAAGCCUGGGGAUCUGCCAGUGGUUAUCCACUCGGGUCGUGACACUCAUAGCUUUCAAGUUGACGCAGUCAUGGCUUGGUUUCUGCAGCUGACAACAAUCCUUCCUUGGUGGAAAUGGCCUACAUUCGUACUUUCCGUCUGCUACCUGUUGCUUCAACGAAAAGAGCUAUUUGAAAACAAUUUGCAUACUCGUUAUGAUACUGAGGAGAAGAUUCCCAUCUGCUCGUCGCACGCUCAAGCUAGCAGCAAUGGCGGGGAGUGCAUUGGCGAUCCUGCGCAUACACUGAGCCAGUCCUCCUCCGAAUCCCCAGAACUGAACUGCACGCCGACCGAUUCGUGGCCCGGAUCACGAGCCAGGACUCCGGAUGGAACGUGUAACGAUCUGAAGAAUCCGGAGGCGGGAGCGCGCUUCUAUCGCUUCCUACGCAAUGUGCCGCCGUCGGAGACCUUCACUGCGCCGCGCAAGUUCGACAUCUACGAUCCAAACCCGAGAACGGUGGCUCGCAAGCUGCUACAGCGAACUAAAUUCCAGCCUGCGCCCAUUCUGAAUAGCUUAGCAGUGGCGUGGAUACAGUUCAACGUGCACGAUUGGCUACAUCAUGGCGAGAACGAGGAAGACACACACCUUAUCGAGCUGGAAGCGGAUGAUCCCCUGCGGGAUGGAAGCAACGAUGGCAAAUUCCCAAUCCGGCGCACGAGGUUGGACCGGACUCGCAAGGGACCCCUUCCGGAUGGCGUGGAUACUUUCACCAACAACUGCACGCACUGGUGGGAUGCAUCAACACUCUAUGGUAGCACGCAAGGUGUCGAAGACCGUGUUCGGUCCUUCAAAGAUGGCAAACUUAAGCUGGACAGUGAUGGCAACUUACCAGUGGCGGACGAUGGCAUUGAGAUCACAGGCUUCAAUGACAACUGGUGGACGGGACUUAGCAUCAUGCACACAUUGUUUACACGGGAGCACAACGCUAUUUGUGACAUGCUGAAGGAGAACUACCCCACCAUGACUGACCAGCGACUGUUCGAGACUGCUCGUCUUAUCACCGCCGCCGUCAUUGCCAAGAUCCAUACAGUGGAAUGGACGACAGCCCUCCUCAGUCACACCGCACUCUUGUUUGGCAUGAAUGCUAACUGGGCAGGAGCGCUCGGUCCAAACAUCAAGAAGAUCUUUGGGCACACCGGUAGCUCUAUUCUAAAUGGCUACUUGGGGAUGCCAAAGGCCCAGAACAGUGACGUGCCCCAUGCUCUCAGCGAGGAGUUCACUGCCAUCUAUCGCAUGCACUCCUUGCUACGAGACGAAUAUGUUGUUCACCGUGUACAAGAUCAGGGCAAGCCGAGUGACAAAGCUAUCCCACUCGUCGAUUUGACAUUUGAAAGGCACUUGAAUGUACGUGGCAACUACAGCCAAGCGGACAUGCUACUAACGUUUGGCUCAUCGUACCUUGGAGCACUGACUCUGCACAACUAUCCCACCGUCCUCAUGGACCUCACCAAGCCAAACAAGAACCGCAUUGACCUGGCGACCAUCGACAUCUUGCGUGAUCGUGAGAGGCAAGUGCCUCGCUACAAUCACUAUCGGCGCACCAUGCACCUGGUGCCGAAGAAAGACAUCGAUGACUUGACACCAGAUCCGGAGACUCGCAAGUUGUUGAAGGAAGUCUAUGACAAUGACAUCGAGAAGGUUGACCUCUUGAUUGGCGGCCUUGCCGAGCCUUUCCCUGACAACUUUGCCUUCAGUGACACAAUCUUCCAGGCAUUCAUACCAAUGGCCAGCCGCCGACUUGCCACUGACAGAUUUUACACCGAAGACUUCACAGCUGAAUAUUACACACCUGAGGGCUUGGAGUGGGUUGAACGCUCUGACCUGCGGAAUGUCAUCCUGCGGCACCAUCCCGAGCUGAAGCCAGCGCUUGAUACCGUGCCCCGCGACAAUGCGUUUGCACCAUGGAGCUGGGCCGGGGCACCGGGCACGAGCUGCAAAGUCGACGAGGACUGCGACUCCGGUGACUGCGCUUGGACCAGCUGGACUGCCAUGACAUGUGCCUGAUUGGUGCUUACAUCAUCACGACAUCACCAUUGUGUCAUUGCAAAGUAGAGUUAGUCCGCUGUCAAUUAUAGUGUCCUUGUUCAGUUGAUGUAACAAACAGUUGCUGCGUAUUGAUGCAUGCACAUCUGCUACUUCAAAAAUAAGAAAUAGACGUGUUUAUCACAUGUCACAUGACUGUUUCCUUGGAUUGGGCCAAUCACUGAUCUGUAUGAGCAGGCAAUAAAUCAGUCCAACGCCUGCGUCCAAAGCCCGUCGUCUGUGACAACCCUGACAGUGACACUGGACGCAUGAAAUCUACAGGAUUUGAACAGGUGACUGUGUACAGUACAGUGUACGUGGACGCGUGUUCGAAAGUGGCGAUUUCAGCUUUUCUUUUACUUUCUUUCCGGCUUUCAAGUGUUGCUGCACACGAGGUCGACUUCCUCCUUUAGUUUUGAUUCUUUCAGGUUAGUGUAUUCAGCAAUGUUAGGCUGAAAGUGAUAAAUCCAUUAUGGCAUGGUUGGUCGGGCAAUAAUGGAUUUCCAGUGCCCUCCAAGUGAGCCCUCGGGCUCACUUGUCGGGCACUGAAAAUCCAUUAUUGCCCGACCAACCAUGCCAUAAUACAGAAUGCGCUUGCAAAGAACUAUCAUGAAUUGUGGUGUUUGGUUAGGCUCUCGAAAAAUCAAUGCUGAUGGGGUGCAGUCAUCGGAGAUUGCAGAUCUACCCUUGAAAUGUGCUGCUUCUAACCUAGCUAUAGAUUUGCUGUUGCUGAACUGCUGGUGCUAAUAUGCAUGUCCAUUGUUAGGUUUUGGCUGAACACUGCCAUUGACGAUUUUGAUUCUGGGCCACGUGUUGAUGCUUCCUGUGCCACCUUGGUAGUGCUCUCUGG